AUGACUGGUAUCUCCACUCGAGACAUCGUUGAUAGAAUUGAUAGACUCUCUUCAUUGAUUGAAAACACGAACAUAAAUUCUGCUAGUCACAAAGAUGACGAGAAAAACGAUGUCAAGGAUGCUCAGACACAAGAGGAAGAAGCCGAACCUUCCAGAGUUUUUGGGAAAGGUUGCGUCCUGAAUGAUGAUCAAGACGACGCUCAACGUAUUAUCAAGACGAUCAUAGAAAGCGAUGAAACGUUUGUGCCCAAGGAUGAGGAUAAGAAGGAUGCUGACGGUUCUGAUAAGAAACCGUGUUUGAUAAGAAUGUUCAAGGGCGAAGAGCUUGACGAGAAUUUUGUGUAUACCGACCACGAUAUGGUUAGCAUUAUUUCGCGAAUAGUCAAUGAGAACAUUGACUGUUUUGAAAUCGAAGAGGUUCAGACCGCAACUUAUGAGCGCCUCAAAUUCUUCAAUGAGGACAGCAAAGCUGAGGCUAAAUCGCCUGGCUGGGAGGAGAUCGUACACAAGACCCCGAUCCAAGAGUUAUUCUCGAUGAUCGAGUUUCUUCGCGAGCAAGCCCGAGACACUUCCGAACUAGAAGACCUUCCAAAAGAGUCACCCUCCUUGGACAAGAAUCUUCUCCCAGAAGAGCCCAGCCAGCUCACCAAGACCGAGCAAGCCGAUAGCUCAUUCUUGGAUAAAGAGAAGAGCUCUGGCUCCUUGGAAGCAACUGCUGAUUUGCCGUCCGAUAACUUGGCUCAAAAGUCUGGUGAUCCCCAACUGAUUGAAUACUCCAUCGAAAUAAAGGACGAAGGGGUGGCAUCGUACGCGGGAAAACGUCCCCCUGGAACCAUAGCUCCGAUGGAAGGUGGAGGGCUCAAUGGUUUAAUUGAAGUACUGCAGAGGUUCUCCGACGGGCCAGAUUCGACCGAGCCGAAGAAGCUCCCGCCUUCGCGUCCGAAAGUGGCCCCAUUGGACCUUAGCGCGGAGGUGAAAAAGAAGCCAAAGACGGUCGAAACGCCGACGUCUGCGCUUCCCUUACCGUUGAGCUCGAGGCUCAACGCGGCGCUCCUGAGCCCCCAGAGUUAUGCCAAGUUUCGUGACGCCGCUCUCCCGCUCGAGGAGCUCUACCGUCGGAACGGCAAAGAUCGCGAGAAACUCGAGAGAUUCCUGGCCGCUCACGCCAAGGUGUAAGCCCUGCUC
Messenger RNA from Puccinia graminis f. sp. tritici CRL 75-36-700-3, 1185 nucleotides. RefSeq lists its product as uncharacterized. The transcript is spliced from 8 exons. The record is from RefSeq and is a predicted model, not a curated record. Lineage: Eukaryota; Fungi; Basidiomycota; Pucciniomycetes; Pucciniales; Pucciniaceae. The coding region runs from base 1 to 1176 and encodes 391 amino acids.